UGGGGACGCCGUUGCGGUCAUCGCAAGGCCCUGGCACAAAGAUAUUCACACACUAGUGUACACUACACCUCCGCCGGGGAGAAAAAAAAAAAAAAGAGAGGUUAGAGCUGAGAGGUAUUCACCGUUAGUGCAGAUCAGUGGCAAAAGACAGGUCUCUACAGAAGAGCAACAUUUAUACCGACGUGUAAGCAUGGCCGACCUUGCGACCUCUCCUUGUUUUCGAUUCGUCUUGGCUUGUCCGCCUCCCGUGCUUGGGUUCGACCUCCAUCAAGCUUAAAUAUCCACGGCCUCGCUCCUACCCAAAGCUUGAGUCCUGAUCUUGAAUUCCGUCAUCCCUCACAUUCCAUCCCAUUGUCCAAGAUGGCGCCUCCAAAGUUCCUGGGCCUCUCAGGCCGACCGCUCUCUCUAGCUGUCUCGACUGUAGCCACCACGGGCUUCCUUCUCUUCGGCUAUGACCAAGGUGUCAUGAGCGGCAUCAUUACCGCCCCCGCUUUCAACAACUUCUUCACACCAACCAAAGACAACUCGACCAUGCAGGGUCUCAUCACUGCCAUCUACGAAAUUGGAUGCUUGAUUGGUGCCAUGUUCGUCCUCUGGACCGGCGAUUUGUUGGGUAGACGCAGGAACAUCAUGGUGGGCGCCUUCAUUAUGGCUCUCGGUGUCAUUAUUCAGGUUACCUGUCAGGCUGGAUCCAACCCUUUUGCUCAGCUGUUCGUCGGCAGAGUCGUCAUGGGUAUUGGCAACGGCAUGAACACUUCGACCAUUCCCACUUAUCAAGCCGAAUGCUCAAAGACAUCGAACCGCGGUCUUUUGAUCUGCAUUGAAGGCGGUGUCAUUGCCUUUGGUACUUUGAUUGCUUAUUGGAUCGACUAUGGUGCAUCUUACGGUCCCGAUGACCUCGUUUGGCGCUUCCCCAUCGCUUUCCAGCUUCUCUUCGCCAUCUUCAUCUGCGUCCCCAUGUUUUACCUUCCCGAGUCGCCCAGAUGGCUCCUCAGCCAUGGCCGGACCCAAGAAGCUGACAAGGUCAUUGCUGCCCUCCGUGGCUACGAGAUCGAUGGUCCCGAGACCAUCCAAGAGCGCAACCUCAUUGUUGACUCCCUGCGUGCCUCUGGAGGUUUCGGCCAAAAGAGCACUCCCUUCAAGGCCCUCUUCACUGGCGGCAAGACCCAGCAUUUCCGUCGUCUCUUGCUCGGUUCCAGCUCCCAGUUCAUGCAGCAAGUUGGUGGUUGCAACGCCGUCAUCUACUACUUCCCCAUUCUGUUCCAGGAUUCUAUUGGCGAGUCCCACAACAUGUCCAUGUUGCUGGGCGGUAUCAACAUGAUCGUCUACUCCAUCUUCGCUACCGUUUCCUGGUUCGCCAUUGAGCGUGUCGGUCGUCGUCGUCUGUUCUUGAUCGGCACCGUUGGCCAGAUGCUCUCCAUGGUCAUCGUCUUCGCCUGCUUGAUCCCCGACGACCCUAUGAAGGCCCGCGGUGCCGCGGUCGGUCUCUUCACUUACAUUGCCUUUUUCGGUGCCACUUGGCUUCCCCUCCCCUGGCUCUACCCCGCCGAGGUUAACCCCAUCCGCACACGUGGAAAGGCUAACGCCGUCUCCACCUGCUCCAACUGGAUGUUCAACUUCCUCAUCGUCAUGGUCACCCCCAUCAUGGUCGACAAGAUUGGCUGGGGAACUUACCUCUUCUUCGCGGUCAUGAACGGCUGCUUCCUUCCCAUCAUUUACUUCUUCUACCCCGAGACUGCGAACCGCUCGCUCGAGGAGAUCGACAUCAUCUUCGCCAAGGGCUUCGUCGAGAACAUGUCGUACGUCACUGCCGCCAAGGAGCUGCCUCACCUCACUGCCGAGGAGAUCGAGUCCUAUGCCAACAAGUAUGGCCUCGUCGACCGCGAUUCCAACGGCGAGGGCGGCAACCGCCAUGACGAGGAGAAGACGCGCGACCGCCCCGACCAGAGUGACAGCGACUCCCCCGCUCACGUCGAGAUUGAUGUUGUCGACGAGCACGGUGUCGAGUCCGGCUUCGGUGAUGGUAUUAACACCAAGGAAACACGUUAAAGAGCUGGAGAAAAUCUUUUAUCAUGACUUGAGUGGUGUGGGGAAAAAGAAAAAGAAAAAUUGAGGCGGUGAUUGAUUGGGAUAUGCAUAUGAACGACGAAGGAUGACGAAGAGACAGAGGGUUUUAACGACCACAACCCUUCUGUGAUGAUACCCGCCGGGUUUUUCGGUUUUUUCUUUCUUUUCUUGUUGCUGUUGGAAUCUGUUCAGUGAUGAUUUUUGACGAUUCCCAGCACCAUCAUGUUUUGUGGUUUACUGGCGCCGUCUGCGCGGCCUUGUUAGCUGCUUUUCUUUUCCUUUUGCACUUAGCAUUAUACCUCUGGCUUGAUGGUUCGGUGUAUAAAUACCCUCGCAUAUACCCAUGAAAGUCGAGUGCUUUGGUAGAUAGAUGGACUAGUUAUAUGCUAGAUCUUUUGUAUCCCAUUUUGAAUAAAAAAAAAUCAUUAUAAAAU
Messenger RNA from Neurospora crassa OR74A, 2501 nucleotides. Its product is annotated as sugar transporter. The coding region runs from base 361 to 2049 and encodes 562 amino acids. Gene Ontology annotation, molecular function: carbohydrate:proton symporter activity. Gene Ontology annotation, cellular component: membrane. The transcript has 4 exons. NCBI's taxonomy places the organism in Eukaryota, Fungi, Ascomycota, Sordariomycetes, Sordariales, Sordariaceae. Gene Ontology annotation, biological process: transmembrane transport; carbohydrate transport. The record is from RefSeq and is a predicted model, not a curated record.